AUGACGUCUUAUUGCUGCACCUGUGCCGCACCACUGUUGGCCGGCAUUCCGAUCACUCCGGCCGCCCCGGUCACGCCAAAAGACGCCAAGACAGCCUCGCCUCAGCACCGCCAACUGCCUUGCUGCGACCGUUUUGUCUGCAGUCGUUGUUUAACGCAAAACGCUCGCUUUGCGACAUACUGCCCCUUCUGCCAGAUUGCGACUGCGCCACCGCCGUCGUCGAAGACUAUGGCAUCAGCAACCAGCGACCUCCUACCCCCGGGCCUCAAGGCACCACCACCUUAUCGUCGUUUCGGUGCCGGCGCAAGCACGUCGGCCGAUGCGCAACCGUCCACGGACGAAGCGCCGCCCCCGUACAGCACCAACAAUGCUCCUAACAACAACGCCACCUCCUCUCCCUCAUCUCCCUCAUCUCCCUCCUUUCCCUCCGAAAAAGACGCCGGUCCGGUCCUCCACUACCUCGACCACGACCGCGACUCCAUCGCCUCGCUGUCCCUCCGCUACAACGUCCCAGCCGCCCAGCUGCGGCAAGCAAAUCGUCUGGCGGCCGACCAUUUGCUGCAAGCCCGCCGCGUCAUCCAGAUUCCGUCGUCGGCCCACGCAGCCCUGACCUCCCUCUCGCCGCAGCCUGUCGAGAGCGAAGCUGAGGGCCGGCGCAAGGCGGCGAUUCGGCGGUUCAUGGUGGCGUGCAAAGUAUCCGACUACGACCUGGCGGUGCUGUACUUGGAACAAACGGCUUGGCGUGGAGAAGACGCGGAACUGGGCUACGACUACGAUCUGAGAGCCGCCGUCGAAGCCUUCCAGGCCGACGAGCAGUGGGAGAGGUCCCAUCCGGUGGAGGCCGCCAAGCAGAAGGCAGACGCGCGGCGGAAGAAGGCGCACAAGAACAGUGGCACCGACGGCAGGGUCGGUGGCUUCUUCUCGCGGCGGAGGAGCUGA
Molecule: messenger RNA, 939 nt
Organism: Sporothrix schenckii 1099-18
Lineage: Eukaryota; Fungi; Ascomycota; Sordariomycetes; Ophiostomatales; Ophiostomataceae
Exons: 1
Coding region: 1-939 (312 amino acids)
Source: RefSeq, a predicted model, not a curated record